Chinchilla lanigera (long-tailed chinchilla) is the source of this 2891-nucleotide messenger RNA. It is a transcript of the gene Chst12, whose product is annotated as carbohydrate (chondroitin 4) sulfotransferase 12. Lineage: Eukaryota; Metazoa; Chordata; Mammalia; Rodentia; Chinchillidae. Gene Ontology annotation, cellular component: membrane. Bases 174 to 1433 code for a protein of 419 amino acids. Gene Ontology annotation, molecular function: sulfotransferase activity. Gene Ontology annotation, biological process: carbohydrate biosynthetic process; proteoglycan biosynthetic process. The transcript is spliced from 2 exons. The record is from RefSeq and is a predicted model, not a curated record.
CGCCGGGGGUGGGGCUACGCUUCGGGAGGGUCAGUUAGUUGCGGAGCUAUUUGGCAGUGGAUUCGGCGAAGGAUUCGGCGCGCGGAUGCGGGUUCACCCCAGAGCGAUGCCCUGGCUCUCUGUGAAGCUGAAGUGAGAGGGUCCAGGCGCGGGCCCAGCCCUGCCGGGGCAGCAUGACCAAGCCCCGGCUCUUCCGGCUGUGGCUGGCGCUGGGGUCUGUCCUCAUGGUCCUGCUCAUCAUAGUGUACUGGGACAACGUGGGCACUGCCCACUUCUACCUGCACACCUCCUUGUCCAGAACCCACGCACUGGCGCCUCUCCCCACCCCGGGGCAGGGGGAGGACAAAGAGCUCACCUCCGAUAUGGACGAAUUUCUAGAUAAGCUGCUCACUUCCGGUGCAAAGCAAAGUGACUUUUCCAAGAAAAAGACCGAGCAGCCCCAGGUGCUAGCCCCCAGCAAGCCGGCACAGAGCCGCAUGGAGGAGAGCGUGAGGGGCUACGACUGGUCCCCGCAGAGCGCCCAGCAGCACCCCGAUGCAGGCCAGCAGCAGGCCGAGCGGAGGAGCGUGCUGCGCAGCUUCUGCGCCAACUCCAGCCUGGCCUUCCCCACCAAGGAGCGCUCCUUCGACGACAUCCCCAACUACGAGCUGAACCACCUCAUCGUGGACGACCGCCACGGCGUCAUCUACUGCUACGUGCCCAAGGUGGCGUGCACCAACUGGAAGCGGGUGAUGAUCGUGCUGAGCGAGAGCCUGCUGGACCGCGGCGCCCCCUACCGCGACCCGCUGGAAAUCCCGCGCGAGCGCGUGCACAACACCAGCACGCACCUGACCUUCAACAAGUUCUGGCGCCGCUACGGCAGGUUCUCGCGGCACCUCAUGAAGAUCAAGCUGAAGAAGUACACCAAGUUCCUGUUCGUGCGCGACCCCUUCGUGCGGCUCAUCUCGGCCUUCCGCAGCAAGUUCGAGCUGGAGAACGAGGAAUUCUACCGCAAGUUCGCGGCGCCCAUGCUGCGGCUCUACGCCAACCGCACCAGCCUGCCCACCUCGGUGAGCGAGGCCUUCAGCGCCGGCCUCAAGGUCACCUUCGCCAACUUCAUCCAGUAUCUGCUGGACCCGCACACCGAGAAGCUGGCGCCCUUCAACGAGCACUGGCGGCAGGUGUACCGCCUCUGCCACCCGUGCCAGAUAGACUACGACUUCGUGGGGAAGCUGGAGACCUUGGAUGAGGACGCAGCCCAGCUGCUGCGGCUCCUCAAGGUGGACGCGCAGGUCCACUUCCCCCCGAGCUACCGGAACAGGACUGCCAGCAGCUGGGAGGAGGACUGGUUCGCCAAGAUCCCACUGGCCUGGCGGCGACAACUCUACAAACUCUACGAGGCGGACUUCGUUCUCUUUGGCUACCCCAAGCCCGAACACCUGCUCAGAGACUGAGGCCCACUCCAAGACUGUGCUAGCCCUGUCCCCCAAAGCCCCGGGGGGCCUGCCGUGGUGCCACAUCCGAGCAGGGCACUGGGGCCGAGCUGUCCCUUCUGCUUCCUUGCCCUUGUUCGGGGUGUCACACGCCCCAUCCGGGAGGCUGCCGAGGGUCUGGGCUUGACUUCACAUGCUCCGGUUUUUAAACAACCCCCGGUUUCGCAGCCUGGGCUUGCCGUUCACUCCACAGCCUGUGUUCUCUGAGCACUGUGUUAAUAUUGUUUUCUAAGAUUAAUAUAUUUCAGAUAUUUAAAAUGAAAGUGGAGGAGAACCAGAGUAAAGCGCGGCAGCUGCGCUCUCAGCACUCUGAAGUUCUUCGGGUUGCGCACCAAGCACACGGUGGGCGGGGACAGCAGUAGAUGGGGACCCCAGGCCUCCCGCGGACACCAGAGAGGGAGGCUUCAUGGUGUCUCAGUGGGGAGGAGCAGCAGAAAUCUGAAGGCAGGCUGUUGUAGUCAGUGUUCACAAAGAGGUUUGUGAGCCUAUUGUUCGGAGGUUCCGCAUCGUCCAACCUCACCUUGGCUCUGGUGAGGACUUCAGGGUGGGGGCAGUGGCAGGGGUCACAUGGCAAGAUGGGAGGCCGGAGUGCAGCUGGGGUCCCGUGGUGCCUUUUGAGGGCAUGAGCCCCUCGACCUGAGGGCUGCCCCCAGGCCCACCUGUGGAGGACCAAGCAUCCACAUGCAGAUCCCUGGGGGACAACGUGACCCAUACAAGCCUUGCUUGUAUUUUUAAAGGGGUGGCAGGCAAAUCCUUUAAAAGUGCAAGCCCGCGUAUGCUUCGGGGCUUUCUGUCUGAGAUCGGGUUGGGACAUAGAGAAGCUAUCUUUGAGUCAGAGCCACAGGGGAAGCCAACCUCCCCCUCCAGCCAUCCCUUAGACAGUGGAAGCUGUCCCCAUCAUAGUCAGCAGGGGUGGUGUGGCAGGAGGUUGUCACCACUGGACUGUUCCCGUGGGCACUGUUGUCAGUGGGGAGCUCAGGUGCCCUUGUGUUUCACACUGGCUGGUUCAGCUCCAGUGCCAUUUGCCCUCAGGACACGGCUGACCUUGAACACUCAGGUGUGUGUAUGGAGUGGGGGUGAAGCCCCUGAAGGCACCUUAGGAGGCCCCUGAGCACCCGGCCACACCCCUCUGCAGGCUGACCUUGCCGCCAUGCUGAAUGGCGCUGCUGCAGAAAUUCCUGCUGUUGGCAGCACACCGGCAUUGUCUUUCCAUUCAUGGCACUUGGUCAGCACUGCCGCUCCCUGGAGUGUUGGUGGUGCUCUGUAGGGGCAUUCACUGCAUCUCUGCAGCGCAGUGUCCCUGCCUGUCCCCACUGUCCAGGAGGGAUCAAGGCCUGUGAGGUCUGUGGCUGCCGGGUGACCCUGGGCACAUUCUCCACCACACUAAAAAUCACCGCCUUCCUUUGAUGGGUUGUUGGA